This is a messenger RNA of Gastrolobium bilobum, 674 nucleotides long. RefSeq lists its product as uncharacterized. Lineage: Eukaryota; Viridiplantae; Streptophyta; Magnoliopsida; Fabales; Fabaceae. The transcript has a single exon. The record is from RefSeq and is a predicted model, not a curated record. The coding region runs from base 25 to 663 and encodes 212 amino acids.
CACCUUUUCACAGUAGAACCACAAAUGCUGUUAAGAGAAACCAUACGCAAGACCAAGGCUUUAUUUCACAAAAGCCUAAGAAAUUUUAAGUCUUUCAUCCUUGGAAGGUACCAAAAAUUACCCAGAUCUCUUUCCUUCAAUCCAUUCCUUGGUCGCAAUGCCAAUGCAAGAACUUACACAAGCGAUCAAUUUUACAAUGAGUUUUAUGAAAUACUGCAGUCUGAUCUGAAUAGAAUAAAGAGUAAUGAUGACAUUGGCAUGAUCAGGACAAGAGAGCAAGUAAUGGGAGAUGCUGCAAGUAAUGGAAGCCUUAUGAGUUUUGACAAGCAAAUUCAACCAAAGAGUAUUCCCGAAGAUGGAGCAAAAGAGAAGAAAAACAAAGGGCACUCUCAAAUAGGAAAGAAGGAAGAAGACAUGAAUGAAAGUGCUCAUGUUUUAGCACAAAAGAUGAAGGAAUUGGAGAUGAUGGAUACCGGUGAUGUUGAGCAUGUACUAGACGUAGAAGAGGCACUUCACUACUAUUCUCGCCUUACAAGUCCUGUUUAUUUAGAUAUCGUUGACAAGUUUUUCUCCGACAUGCACUCAGAAUACUACCUUCCACAGUCCUCUGUCAGCAUCAAACGCUCGAAGUCAAAGGGAAGACUUGGCCCAAUCAGGUUGUAGAUAAGAUAAUC